AUGGUCAAUCAAAGGAUCUACGUCGAAUCUACAUCUAGGAUGAAAACAACUCUACAACUUCGUUCUCAUUUUUAUUCUGGCCAGACACAUACCCCCCGAACAUUCUGUGUUCUCACUGCUGCCUGCCACUUUAAUGCAGAACAGGGUCGCUACCCUCUUGUGGACCUUCAUUUCGAGUCUCACCGAUUUCAGCCUCAUACCCAUGAUGUCGUUGUCAAUUUGAAAGUCCCGGGUAAACCAAAAACAUCGUUCCGUGUAUUUUUUAAACGAUCGAUGCGUCUACCUGUUGACCCUGUUCUCGGUGUCCAGGGGGACCUGGUCGUGAUGCGUACUGGCUCCAAAUAUGGCAACUCUGUUGUCAAUAUGCGUGGGCAGGGAGAUUACCGUCUUGCAGAUUAUAUUGUUAAACAGAUCGCACCGAUCUUGACAAAGUUUCAAGGGAAUAGUCCUCGGGGCUCUUGA
This is a messenger RNA of Lentinula edodes (shiitake mushroom), 462 nucleotides long. RefSeq lists its product as uncharacterized. NCBI's taxonomy places the organism in Eukaryota, Fungi, Basidiomycota, Agaricomycetes, Agaricales, Omphalotaceae. The transcript has 3 exons. The record is from RefSeq and is a predicted model, not a curated record. The coding region runs from base 1 to 462 and encodes 153 amino acids.